UUUUAAAAUAAUUGCAACAAUAAAUAGAAAAUACACAAAGAAAAAAUAUUAAUUUAAAGCAGUGACACCAACUUAAGAAAAAAAACAUGUUUAAAUUAGUCACAAAUGAACACUAAAUUCACUACAAGAUUUAGAAAAAUCAAAAAACAUUUCUUCAAAAAAGCAUUAAUCAAAAAAAUGGAUUUUUUUAUUUAUACAGGGUGUUUAAAUCUUGAUUUAUAAAAAAUGAAUUUCUUUUUCCUUAUACAGGCUGUUUUACUGAAACAGUUGACUUAAUCACACAUGAGCAAUUUUUUUGCGGGUUUUUUGACCAAUAAAAUAUACAGGGUGUUUCUUUUGAACCAGUUUUAGAUUAAAAAUUCCGUAUUUUCGGGUCAUAAUUUCCCUUUGACGUCAGUCGCGUCCGCUUUCCUCUAAAAAUCCAUUCCGAAAACCCAAAUUUCGCCCGAAAAUUCCUCGUCGUUCCUCGCAAGGCCAACCAAGAUGCACAUGUGCUUGUGUGGUGGGGCGCCCACGUUCUUAAUAAACCUCUCGUCGAUUGGUCAGUGAAAGUACUUUGCAAUUAUUUAAGACGUUAGUUAAGUAACCGCGUAUAAUACAAACUAAGCCGCGAAUUUGCCCAUUUAUCGAUCGGAUUUGACUGUGACAAGUGUUGUCCAGUGAGAGUGAAAUAAUCAAAGAAAAUGAAAGAUUUGGUUACUGUGUGCAAUCGGUUAGUGCGCUGGAGUUACACUCCUGUGAGGACGAGACGAGAGGAUUUUCAAACCCCAGAAAAUGACACGCCGUUUAGGAUAUUUUGCGAACGGUUCAAAACUCCUCUUCUGAUUGCCUUUUUGGGCUUGCUCGCCAUCUUCGGCGGCCUUUUCGUCGUUUUCGUCCGCCCCUACGACUACCUCUUCAAAUGGAAAUGCGUGUUCAGCGAAGGGGGUGAGAUUUUCGAAUUGUGGAAGAGCCCCCCCGUGGACCUCUACCUUCGCGUCUACCUCUGGAACGUCACCAACAAGGACGAGUUCCUCAGCGGGAAAGACGACAAGUUAAAGGUGCAGGAAGUCGGCCCUUACGUCUACAAGGAAAUGUUUAUGCACGAAAACGUGACCUUCAACGACAACGGCACCCUCACCGCCGUGCCCCGCCACCCCCUCAUCUGGGUGCCCGAACUGAGCGAAGGCCGCCGCGAGGACGACCUCCUCAUCUUACCCAACAUCGCCCUAUUGAGUAUAGCCCACGUGGUCUCCGACGAGUCUUACUUCACUAGAGUCGGCCUUAAUCUCCUCAUACGUCAAACCAAAACCGAGCCUUUGAUUCAAAUGACAGCAAGAGAAUUCAUGUUUGGCUACAAGAGCACUUUGAUGACUUUGGGAAACAAAUUCAUGCCCAGCUGGAUCUAUUUUGACAAACUUGGACUCAUCGAUCGAAUGUACGACUUCGACGGGGAUUUUGAGACAGUCUACACUGGGGAAGAUGACGUCAGCAGAACCGGCCUACUUGACACUUAUCGGGGCUCGACCAAGAUCCCCCAAUGGGAGAACCCAUGUGGUAAUAUCAAAGGUGCCUCUGAUGGUACGAAAUUUCCGGGUUUUAUCAAACCCAACGACACUCUUCUUUUCUUCCGGAAGAGUAUGUGCAGGGCUAAAACCCUUGUGAGGGUUAAUACCACCGUGGUUGAUGGGUUAAACGCCUAUGUUUAUAAUUUCCAAGAAGACGCUGAUGAUAAUGGAGUUUAUAACCCUGAUAACAAGUGUUUUUGCAAAGAUCAGAAGAAGUGUUUGCCUCCGGGGUUAUUGGACGUCCAUGGGUGCUACUACGGGUUUCCUAUAGCCCUCAGUUACCCACAUUUCCUGGGUGGGGACCCAAUUUUGAACGCCAAGGUCAUCGGGAGUAACCCAGAUCCCGAGAAACAUAAAACUUAUUUUGCCAUACAACCAGACUCAGGCUUGCCAGUCGACCUUGCCGUCCGCUACCAGAUCAACAUGGCCCUCGGUAGCAUUAAAACAAUUGCCAACGUUGACAAAUUCGCCGACAUGAUCUUACCCCUCCUCUGGACCGAAAUCAGACUCUACAGUUUACCGGAAGUCCUCGCCGCCCGUUUCCGCCUCUAUUUGAACGUCUUGCCCCUGGUGGAAAACGGCAUCAUGUACUUCUUCUUCGCCGUCGGCUCUUGCUUCCUCCUCGCCUCAAUUUACAAAUUCCUCACCUCAAAAUCCAAACGCAAUGUUUACAACACGCACUGGAUUGAGGACGACCUUGUCAACAUUGAGAAGAAAUUGUCGAAUUAUAAACCGAAAAAACGCGCCAGUAUGAACGCGAAAGAACUCGAAGUGUAUUUCUCGAGUCUCGUCGCCCCCUUGAACCAAGACCUCAAUUGCAACGAUUCCAACGACGAGGACGUCUAGGGUUUUAUUCAAUUUUUUAGUUACUUUUUUAAUUGUGAUCGUUAUUUAUUUAUGUAGACUCCUGAGGUCCUUAGUGAAUUUAUUUUUUUAAGAUUGGUACUGUUUCGUUCUAGAGACAUGUCAUUGUGAUAUCUAAUGUAGAUUAAUGGCACGCCGCUAUUUAUAUUUGCUCAAUAUCUUAGAGUUAGGGAUUUUACAGAAAUCACCAGCAGUAUUUUUGUAUCUAUUUGUACAUAGUUUAAAAUAAACAAAAUGGUAACAAG
This is a messenger RNA of Tribolium madens (black flour beetle), 2656 nucleotides long. RefSeq names its product scavenger receptor class B member 1-like. The coding region runs from base 684 to 2393 and encodes 569 amino acids. The transcript is spliced from 8 exons. Gene Ontology annotation, molecular function: scavenger receptor activity. Gene Ontology annotation, cellular component: cytoplasm; membrane. The record is from RefSeq and is a predicted model, not a curated record. Lineage: Eukaryota; Metazoa; Arthropoda; Insecta; Coleoptera; Tenebrionidae.